Aureococcus anophagefferens is the source of this 1533-nucleotide messenger RNA. RefSeq lists its product as hypothetical. NCBI's taxonomy places the organism in Eukaryota, Pelagophyceae, Pelagomonadales, Pelagomonadaceae. The transcript has 2 exons. Bases 1 to 1533 code for a protein of 510 amino acids. The record is from RefSeq and is a predicted model, not a curated record.
AUGGGCGGCAUCUACAACAAGGCCUGGCAGUUCAUGGCGACGCAGGACCUGUUGCUGCCGUCGCCCUGGGUCGCCGAGAUGCAGUUCAGCUUCGAGGACUUCCCGCCGCGGCCCUGGGCGGAGCUGGAAAAGACGGUCGAACGCGCGCUCGCGGGGCGGCCGCCGAGCGCCGGCGCGCCACCGGACGCGACGGGUCUGCUCCGCUACUUCGCGUCCGUCGACCCCGCGCCGCUCGCGUCGGCGUCCAUCGGCCAGGUCCACGCGGCGACGCUCUAUUCCGGCGAAGCGGUCGUCGUGAAGGUCAUCUACCCCGAGAUCCGGACGCACAUGCGGAGCGACCUCGCGAACAUCGCGCAGGUCGCGGACCUCAUCUUCGGCAUGAUCGACAUGCCCAUCAAGGACACGAUCAUGACCAUCUUGGGCGAGUUCAUGAUCUCCUUCCCGCUGGAGAUGGAUUUCGGCAACGAGCUCGAGAACACGCGGCGGACGCGCGCGCUGAUCGACGCCGAGGGGCUGGGAGACGCGAUCCGCGUGCCGCGGUGCUACGACGAGCUGAGCGACGCGAGCGUUUUAGUGAUGGAGCGGCUCGACGGGACGACGGUCGCGUCGCUCGCGGAGUCCAAGGCCGGCGGGGUUUCGGAGGAGGCGUCCAAGAGCGUGCUGCGGAUCGUCGACGUCCUGGGGAAGAUGAUCUUCCGCGACGGCUGGUUCCACGCGGACACCGGCGCGGACACGCACCCGGGCAACGUCAUGGUGCUCGGGGACGGGUCCGUCGGGCUCAUCGACUUCGGCCAGUGCUGCGCGCUCAACGACGAGUCGCGGAAGCGGCUCUGCUCCCUCGUCAUGCUGCUGAGAUUGCGGAGCCCCGCGCUGCUCAAGCUGACCUUCGCGGACCUGCCGUCGCUCUUCGGCGACUUCGACUUCAAGUUCAACACGGCGGACGUGGACGAGAUCGGCGCCCUCUUCGCCUACUUCUUCGACACGGACGCGACGGCCGGCGGCACCGUGGACCCGGCGACGUACGAGUCCAUCCGGCGGACCGCGCGCUACAAGCCCGCGGCGCUGCCCAUCGCGACGGACUGCCCGAAGGAGGUCGUCUUCUUCGGGCGCGUCGUCGCGUCCCUGCGCAAGUGCUUCGAGAAGGUGGGCCUCGAGGGCUUCUCCGUCGUCGACGCGUGGUACGGCGUCGCGCGGCGGUCGCUCGCGGAGCUCCGGGCGGCCGAGGACGCGCCGGACCGCGUCGCGGACUCGUUGCUCGCGCUCCUGCCCGCGGACCCGGGCCACCUCGAGCUCCAGCGGUCGCUCGCGAUGCGGUUCCUCGACGUGCCCGACGCCGAAAAGGCCGCGGCCGUCGACGCGCACCGGCCGCUGCUCGCCGCGGCCGUCGCGGCGCCGGAGUUCGCGCGGAGCGUCGCGGGGUUCGCGCUGCUGCGACCCGACGACCUUCGCGCGGCGCUGGUCGUCGCCGGCGCCGCGGUCCUGUUCGCCGCGUGCUCCCUCGUCGGCACCCUCGCGCGAUGGGCCCUAACGUAG